AAUGUACUUAGUUACAUCCGUUGACCUGUUGGCACCGUGUGAGAUGAAGAAGAUUCAGUCUGAUGGCAUGUUAGGUUUCAUUUACCUUCAUACUGUUUGUUUUUUCUGCGCAUGUCACCUGAUGAGUUUCGAUUCCGGCGAACGUGUAAAAUCGAAAGCGAUGCUCAGCUGAUGAUGUGAGGGAGGUUUGUUUACUGCAGCUGUAACAGAUCUUUAAACGCACCACAGGUUUGACUCUUUUGACUCGUUGUUCUAAAGCUGCACAGUCCGUUUGUCUGCAGACCUUCAGCUGGAGUCUGUGUGAUGUCUUCAAUCAGAUGCUUUGUUGUUUCAAGAUUUCUUCCGAGCUGCUCUUUCGGAAUGAGAGGCCUACGCAACCACUGUUUGUCCUGCUGCGUGAACACUUUGCUGCAGACCUUCUCUGCUACCUGGGAGCUAGCAGACGUCCUAGACAAGUGGGAAACAGCCGGUGUGAGGACGGAUGGUCGUAACGUCCCCCUGCAGCUGAAGAAAGUUCUCGCGGAGAUGAAGCGCGACCUCUCUCAGCCUGCUAACAACGAAGACUUCCUUCGCUGUCUGGACAGAAACUCCGUUCGACUUAAUACGCAGCACGAUGCUGACGAGGUGUUUCUCUUCAUCCUGAACUUAAUAAAGCAGCAGCUGGAUGACCAAACUCUGGCUCUUGAAAUCCAGAAUCUGUACAAGAUUUCUGUGGAGACGCAUCUGCAGUGUUUAUUGUGUGACUCCGUCCAGACUCAGACCAGCUACCUGCUUAGCCUGCCUCUGCAUAUAAAGGAAGAUCACAACUCCCUGGAAGGCAGCAUGACCUCCUUCUUCGAGCAUCAGGAGCUGAAAGGCAUAAACAGCUGCUAUUGUGCACAGUGUGAAACAAAGACUCCGUCCAAACAGGGUGUCAAGCUGCUUUUCCUGCCUCGUAUCUUGUGCCUGAACCUGAAAAGGUUCAGAAACAGCACUCGUGGCACCCGAAAACUUGACUGCAAGGUUACUUUUCCAGAAACCUUUGACUUCUCUGAGGUCGCCAAAGAAGCAUUCUCCUCAGACUUUGCCCAGACUGACUGCAAGUACACUCUCCAUGCAGUGGUAGUUCACUCUGGUGUUGCGAUGUGUGGACACUACACCGCCUACGUUCGUCACAGUGCGAACCAGCACUGGUACUAUGCAGAUGACAGCCACGUAAGACAGGUCUCCUGGGAAGAAGUACAGAAAACAUAUGGAGGACAUGACAGAGGCACAGCAUACAUGUUAAUGUACAGAAGAGAUUCGGGCAGACAACAACCUGAACUUUCCGGUUGACUGGAUGGAUGCAGAUGAAUUAAUACAGGGUGAACAUGGGAAUAUAAUCAUAGUUUUAUGUUGUUUUGAUGCUUUGAUGUUCUCUUUGAGUAUCCAGAAAAGCACUUUUAACUAAAAUGUGUUAUUAUUAAUGUUAUUAUAGGAAUAUAGCGGUCAGUUAGCUUAGCUUAUCAGACUGGGGAAACAGGAGAAAACAGCUAGGCAGGCUUUGUCCAGAGGUAGAAAUUCUGCAUACCAGCACAUCUAAAGCUAGCUAAUUAACACAUUAUAUCACUUACCUGUGCCAAUGAACAGUACAUUUUUCUUGAUACAUAUUAAACAAACAAAACAACCAAACUAAAUUCUAGCUAAACUAGCUAAGAAGGACUGUGGAGUGCCUCAGGGCUCGGUUCUGGUUCACCUGUUAUUUUUAUACAUACUCUUAUUUAGCCAAAUAAUGUUUGAUAUAAUAAAGUGAGGAUAUACCCCUCAUCUUUCUUAAGGACAAUCUUCUCGUAAUUAAUUAAUUAUUAAGUGCAAAACAGCGAUAAAUGAUUACAUUUCAGUUUGUGUACAGAUUAAUCAAACAAACUAAAUGGUAGCUAAACUAGCACAUAAUUUUUGAUAUAAUACACUGAGGAUACACCCCUCAUCUUUCUUAGGGACCAUCUUGUGACAUCAAAAGUAAUGUUUCUAACAAUUUUUCCUCUUAAAUAAUGCAGUAUUGGGUGAUAAUUGCAAUAUAAUCAUAGGAAUAUAGCGGUCAGUUAGCUUGGAUUAUCAGACUGGGCAAAAACAGCUAGCCUGGCUUUGUCCAAAGGUGGCAAAAUCUGUCUACCAGCACCUCUGAAGCUAAAUAAUUAACACACUAUAUAACUUUUAUGUAUAUGUACAGAUUAAACAAACAAAACAAACAAACAUAUUUGUGCUAAAUGCUGGCUAAACUAGCUAAGAAGGACUGUGGAGUGCAUCAGGGCUCGGUUCUGGUUCACCUGUUAUUUCUAUACAUACUCUUAUUAAGUCACAUAAUUUUUGAUAUAAUACAUCGAGGAUAUAACCCUCAUCUUUUUUUUAAGGGUGAUCUUGUGACAUCAAACAUUUAUGUGUAACAGUUUCACCUCUUAAUUAAUAUAAUAUAGGCUGAACAUGGGAAUAUAAUCAUAGGAAUAUAAACAUUCAUUUAUUAAAUUAUUUUCAUGUACAUUGUGAAUGAUUUUCUAUUUAAUAAUUUUUUUAUGAGCACUCCAGCACAGUAAUUUCUUCCAGAUGCCAGUAGGUGGCGUUGAAGGCUAAAAACAGUGACGGGUUUUCCACUCUUGGACCACACACACUGUGAACACACUCAAUCAUACUGUGGGGUUGGUUUGAAGAGAAUGCUUAGCUUAGAUAUUCAGUGUUUGUGGGGGGAAAUACCUGCCACAGGACUCAGUGUUCAUUUUCAUGAUACUCUACUGUAUAAUAAAUGAGUCACCCAUGAAGAACAA
Larimichthys crocea (large yellow croaker) is the source of this 2777-nucleotide messenger RNA. It is a transcript of the gene usp18, whose product is annotated as ubiquitin specific peptidase 18. NCBI's taxonomy places the organism in Eukaryota, Metazoa, Chordata, Actinopteri, Sciaenidae. The record is from RefSeq and is a predicted model, not a curated record. The transcript has 10 exons. Gene Ontology annotation, cellular component: cytosol; nucleus. Gene Ontology annotation, biological process: protein deubiquitination. The coding region runs from base 304 to 1314 and encodes 336 amino acids. Gene Ontology annotation, molecular function: cysteine-type deubiquitinase activity.